This is a messenger RNA of Hemicordylus capensis (graceful crag lizard), 6712 nucleotides long. RefSeq names its product leucine rich adaptor protein 1 (gene LURAP1). The record is from RefSeq and is a predicted model, not a curated record. The transcript is spliced from 2 exons. Gene Ontology annotation, biological process: positive regulation of cytokine production; positive regulation of canonical NF-kappaB signal transduction. Lineage: Eukaryota; Metazoa; Chordata; Lepidosauria; Squamata; Cordylidae. The coding region runs from base 1063 to 1980 and encodes 305 amino acids.
UGUGUGUACACCAUGGGAUGGGAAGCAAAGCCCCUCUCAAAAUCACUUAAAAGCUGUCUUUAAAAUGAUGUUCAUGGUCUCUACACAGAGAACUGACAAGCUAUAUUAGCUGGACAGCGACCUCCUGUCACAGAGGAGGUUAAGGACUGACAUUUUUUAAGGUGAUAUAGGAGAAGCUGACAAAGGAGAAAAGUGUCUGGUAAGUCUUCCCAUAAUGCAUUAAACUGCUGCGUUGACUCAUUUUGAUUGCUCUCCACUCGAGGAAAUAGGGUAACAAGUAGUACGCCUUUACGAUGCGCUUUACGGUAGCUGGCAUGUAGCAGUUUGCUUCUCUGCAUUGUGCUUCCCUAACCCGGGCAGGUGGGAGAGGCGGGCGCAGAAGCCCUGGGAUUUCACUGGGAGCCUUCUCGUUGCCGGAUGGCCUGCACCCGAGACCCCUUGAAGGAGAAGAAGACCGACAGACAGACGGGGGCCAUCUAUGUGUCCGUUAGGGGCCGCUUGCAGGAGCGACAGCCUCGCAGCUCCGGCCAGAACCCUUUCCUCGCCCACCGCUUGCUCUGGCACCCAGCCUUGUGCAGAGGCGACAACUUUUGCCGGGCACUUUCUCAGCCCACUGAGUGUCAACCCAUCCGCGGCGCGACUGGAUGCCGGACUCUCGGAGAUCCUGGAAGGAGACGUCAAGGGCGUCUGAUGCCUCCCGCCUCCACCUCCUAUGAGCAGCAAAGGGGUUGACAGAUCCCAGCACCGGGAGAGAUGCCCAAUGCGGGGCGACUGCUGGAAUCGGGAGUGACGGGCAAGUGGGGAGAGCGGCCGGACAUCUGCUGAGGCCCAUCUUCACCUUCCAGGCUCUGGCGGGCUGUGACUCCCAGAUUUGGGGGGGCGCGGUGGUGAGGUGAUCCUUGCUUGCUAUUCCAGGCCGAGUCUUCAACGGUCCUUCCUCUGCUAUGCAAGGCGGCUUGGCUAGUUCCCGGAGGAGAUCCCGCCCAGUUUGAUUCCGAGGGGUCUUGCAAGUUGAGCCCGCCCCAAGCAGAUCCACUUUCCACUGCACCCCAGCCUCCGAGGAUGGAGGUUCCGGGGGGCUGCCCUGAGCUCGCUCUGCCCCCCGACCUGAAGGAUCUGGAGAGCAAAGUAGGGCAGAAGCCCCCCGACGGGCUGCUGCGCUGGCUGCGGGAAGACCCCGCUGCUCAUCUGCUCCGGAGCAGCCCUAGCCGGGGGCUGCGCCACGGGCUUGGGGAGAAGAUCAAGGCGCUGAAACUGGAACUGGCCUACCUAAGAACAAUAGAUGUUAAGAUCCUACAGCAGCUAAUGGCAGUGAACGAGGGCAUAGAGACUGUCAAGUGGCUACUAGAGGAGAAAGGAAUGCUGACCAGCCACUGCAGCAGCCUCAACAGCAGCCAGUACAGCCUAGUGGAAAGUCAAGAGACAUCCCGACGGGGCAGCUGGAACAGCCUGCAGGACCCUAAUGACAAGCUGGACAGUAUCUCCAUUGGAAGCUAUUUGGACACACUGGCUGAUGAUAUGGAUGAGUAUGGACAAGGCUCUUCCGUAGAACCCAUAAUGUCAUCAACCCCAGGCAGACCCUUGGCUAGAGCUGAGCUGGAUAAAUCAAAGACUGACUCAGACAGGGCCCUUCCUGCCAAGAAUGUAAUCAAAGAGCAGGACAAAAGCAAAGCAUAUCACGAGAGGGUCCCCAGUUUGGUUAAAAACCCAGGCUCCAAUGAGCAAAACAGAGCUGUCACUCAGUCACUGCCAAUGGCCAAUGGGCUUUUGGGCAGACAAGUCCCAGGGUUGGAGCAAAGUGUUGAGGCGAAAUUCACUCCAGCAGCUACAGAGAGGUCAAGCAAAAGUAGUCCUACAGCAAAGGCCUCCAGGAAUAACAAAGUUGAUGUGGAGAACUGCAAACUGAAUAGCAGGAGGCACUUGGAGUAUGAUGCCCACUGGCACUGGGUUCAAUCUCAAGAUGAUGUGACAUUCUUGUAGCCUCCAAAGAAAAACCAUACAGGUCAAAGAUGAUGGGCUCAGGGACUCACAUGAUUAAUUUUUUUGCACUUUGGUCUGCAAACACUACUUUCCUUGCCAAAAUGGCUGCUUUGGUUUGACCAGAUGUGUGGGCACACUUGCUGGCAGAUACAGCAGGUUGUACCAAACUGGUUACAUUGUCCUUCCUUGACAUUAACCCCAAGAACCAGUAUCAUGAUGUCAAGUGAUUCCACUGCUCUGAGGGAAGUGUUUGGGCCCUUGCAUCCCUCAGCCUUGUGCAAUAACUGAAUACCUUCCACCUCCUGUCAUGGUCUGCCUCUGGGCAUAUGCUUACUACCCCCAGUUUCAAAGAAGUACAUUCACCUUGAUGGCAAUUAAGGACCUCACACAUUCAUGCAGCCACUUCCUUUCUUUGGAAAACAUAUUCCCCCUUUCCUGUUCAAGUUAACUGAGCAUUAUCCAAGGUGUUUUUGUUUUUUAAAAACAGAACCAGAAUAAUUUCUUUGACACAAUUUCUGUUUUCAUCACAUUCAUUACACUCUGCUCUGAUGUGGGAUUAUCUCUCUUUGCUUGCUAUUUCAAUACCGUUUUUGUGUUUAAGAAGGUAAUGAGGAAGUACAAUGAAAUCCACAAAUUCAUUUGCCACACCAACCAUAGUAAGGGUCUUUUCAUUUCUGGCAAGUAUGAGAGUUCCACCCCACAUCUCAAGUGGGAGUUGGGAGUAGUGAGUGAAGGAGCGAUUAUUUAGGAGUGGUUAUAUAGGAGGGAGUGAAGGAGGGAGGGAUUAUUCCUGAAGUUGUGCUGCACUUCUGAGGCACUCCAAGAAUCUAGGAAAUCCAGCAUGUCUGAGGGGAGGGUUUCCCCUUCCCACCCCCUGUUCCAAGCCAGGAAAGAGGGGUGAUACUUGUCCAUCUUGUGCUUCAUGUUGGAGGCAUUGCAGAUGCCUGAAAGCACAAUAGUGAACGAAAGCCCUCCUCUUCCUAAACUUGGAACAGGUUGGUGAAAGGGAAUUACCCUGACCUUGUGUUUCACUUCAAGCAACAAUCAGUACCUCAAAAGUGCAACAUAAUGUCUUAAGCAAGCCUCUGAUAUUUUGGUUGGCUACUAAUCCCAGCCAAAAUUUGUGGGACCCUCUGAAGAACAACUGAGAGUGUGCUCAUAGUUCUGGGAGCCAGCCUCAAGGUGUCAGUCAUGCACAAGAUUGCAAAAAAGCAUUCAGAACUUUGUUGGUACCACCAUCAGAUUUUGAGGAACCCAGACAACCUGAAAACCAAGAAUCUGAAAUUUCCAACUCUGCAUGCUUGUUUCUGAUGUGAGCUGUUGAGCUGUUGAUCACCUCAGUUUGCUCUAUUAUUAGAGAAAGGUAAACUUAUCUGCUUUGUAGGGGUGUCACAGACCAGUUUUUAAUCCUGUUGUGGGUUGUUCUGAUUUCUGUUGAACCUGUUAGUCCAUAUAGAGCCGAUUUGGGUGAGACCCCAAAGAGACUAGUUUGGGUCUUUAAUCCAAAUCCUCAGAUCUGUUGCCAAUAUGAUUUGUCAAUUCCUGUUCUAUUAUUCCAUUACCUUUAUCUUUAUUACUAUGGAUUUUGAAUUGCCAGCCCUGUUGAUAUCCUGUCAAAUUCAUAAACAGCAUAAUUCAGAUAAAUACAGGGGUGCUUGAAUUGCAAUGAAUAUGAUUCCCAAUUAUCUGGCAACCUUCUCUAAUUUUGCAGUAUUUCCAUUUAAGCCCCUGUGCUUAACCUAAACUAGAAGUUUCAAAUAAUAUUUUCAAAGUAUGUCAAUACACGUUCCAAAUUCCCAUGAUGUUUUCUGGAUAUCCUUUUGAAGCUAACUAUCCCAUUGUGUCUUUGAGCAAACUCUUGCUAUAUUUUCCUUUAAAACCUUUUGUGCCAAAUGAUAUUGUUUAACCCAACCAUAUAAUCUCUUCUGUAAAGGCCCAGUUAAAUAGUGCAUGUGUAUUGUCUGCUAAUUGUUUUUAAAUAUUUCUGAGUCUAUACUGCAGUGCAACUUGCAGCAAAUAUGCAUAACCAAUUAGAAUGUGCGUGUUUAACCUGGGACUUACAUGCAAUGAAGAGAAAUAUAGAUAGCAUCUGAAGUUGAUCAUGGAACUGAAUCUUCAAAUGGAAGUCUAGGAGGUCGUUCACACAAAACCCAGGUAGCUUUCCCUCCUACCUUGCACAAUCACUUCUACCCAGGUUUUCCUCCUACGUUGCUUCCACACAAUCAAAAACUGGGAGCACACACAGCUCCCAAACCUGGGUAGAACUUGUCUUUUUAUUGUGUGAAUGACCUCUAGUUCUGUGAAAAUACCAUUUUCAAUUCUAAUCUGAAGUUUUUCAAAUAACCUGUAUUCAGUAGGUUUACACUGCUGGUGGUGAGCAGAAUGCACCAUCCAAGAUUAUGUCUAGUAGUCUUCCUUGUGGUUGUCCACCACUUUAUUCUUCUUUUUUGACAUGUAAAAUCCAGUCUUUCAUUGUAAUCAAUCUCAUUUGGGGUUAUCGCCCACAGCAGAAAAAAUAAUCAGAUCCUCAGGGUUAAAUAGUGCUGUAAAAUAAUUCUAGCAGUUUAUUUCCAUUCAGGAAAAGGAAGAAAGCAUAUUACAAAACCAGAAUUGUGGAUCAGUACCUUAAGGGUUUCCCCCCUACUAGCCAGGAGGGAGCCACUUAGAUUUCAUAUGGUCUUCCAAGCUGCCAAGGUCUCAAUGUGUUCCUUUUCUAAGCUUUUCCCUUUCUGGUUUGCUCUGGUUUGUGGUAGAGAGCAUGUGUUGUGGAAGGGCCAAAUAAUCCAGCCUCAGAAGGACAGCAACUAUGGUGGCUGCUUUGAGAGGAGACUUAUACUACUUUAUCUGUCGGUGUUAUAUCACCAAUGAAAGCGUUCUUUAUGCCUGCCAAUAAUCUGGCACCUUAGUUUGGGAGGGCAAGAGCCAUCGUAGCAAUGGUAUGGACCAGGGAAUGACAUGAUGGGUAGGAACAGAAUUUAUAAGCAAUACUGUAUCAUUGCUGUCCAUUUGAGUCUCUCAAUAUACAGUCGUGAUUCAGAACUAUAGUAAACUUUCUUUAUGCUUCUUAGCCUAAACAAUGGACUACUUGGAAUUCAGGAAUUGUUUCAUGUUAAUGUUUUCUUGGAUAUUAUAUUAGAUAUAAUAUUGGAUACUAUAUUUUCUUGGAUAUUAUAUUAACAAUGGCAACAACAACAAACAACAACUACUCCUCAGAUUUGGAAACCCUUCCAAAGUCUAUUGGAUUCAUUGCUUUGGUAUCUGAUGGGCACCUCAUUAUUAUUUCACCUUUAUCAUGUUAUGUUGGCUAAAAUCUGUAAUGGACAGCACAUGGUCAUUUCCUGUGGCCUAUCAGUUGAUCUCCCUUUAACCCAUAGCCUUACUGGGCCUUGUACCACUAUCCCCUUCCCAACAUGGUGAUGCCAUUGUACAUGUGAGCAAUAGAAUGGUAAUCUGGAAAGAGGCCCUGAACUAAUGUUAAUUAAAUAAUGUUACCAGUUUGCUGCAUAAAAUGGAGUCUGCUGGUUGAUCUUCAGUUCCAUGGAGGACAUGCUGCAGGUAUGGCAUUUGUCUACCUUUGGUUCAAUUAGUCAAGCAGUUAGAUGGGGGGUGGGUGGGCGUGAUCCUACUGAGCAAUGAGAGAACAUCAUGGUAGAUUAACAAAAUACCAAACAUAUAAAAUACCAAACAUAUGAAAUGUAGGGACCAGCUCUCCAAGGAGAGAGAGCUGGGCUUCUGGUAGCAAGCAUGGCUUGUCCCCUUUGCUAAGUAGGAUCUUCCUUGGUUUGCAUUUGAAUAGGAGACUAUAUGUGUGAGCACUGUAAGAUAUUCCCCAUAGGGAAUGGGGCUGCUCUGGGAAGAGCAUCAAGUUACCUCCCUGGCAUCUUCAAGACAAGGUUGAGAGAUAAUCCUGCCUGCAAGCUUGGAGAAGCCACUGCCAGUCUGUGUAGUCAGUAUUGAGCUAGAUGGACCAAAGGUCUGACUCAGUACAAGGCAGGUUCCUAUGUUCCUAGGGAACAAUAAGUGAAUCCGCAAAACAAGAUUUUUAAAAGUGUGAUUUUUCAGGUGCCCUUGUUGAAAACAAAACCCACUGUCACUUAUAUCUUGUACUGCACCCCACAAAGCUUUGAUUUCAAAUUCCCCAACCCAAUUUCAAUUUUGUGGGGAGUGGGGAGAAGGUUGCAUAUUUGAUUUCAUCUACAAACACUUGCAUUCAGAACUGAUGAACACAUAUAUGGCAAAUUCCUUGGAUUUUGAAUAUGUACAUUUUCUUUCAGAGCAUCAACAGCUGUAUUCAAUUUGAACAGCAUACACUUGGAAUGAAUUUAAAGUUUACCUCAAAACCUGUACCGUAUGUCCAACAAUAAUAGAAUCAGAGGACCGAAUAAGACCCAGUGUCGUCUGGUCAAACUUUCUGGGCAGUCUACCAAACCAUAUCCACAUGGAUCAGCAUACUCAAUGCAGAGAGUAGGUGGACAGCAGAAAAAUACCUGCCCAGCAAAUAAUCCCAGGUGAUUCAUGAGUCAGGACCAAGUCAUGUGCUGCAGGGGAACGCACAGAUUCUCUAGAUCAUUCAUUUGAAAGAAAAAAAAUGCCAAACAUGGCUUAUCUCUAAGUUAUAAGAGUGCAGAACAUCAGCCUUGGAUGAACUUCAUUGAAUAACCAUGUUUUAUUCCUCCAGCAAUAGCACACAUCAUCUGGGGUCUUUCAAGCAUUAAAACAUUUGAUCCUUUUA